UGAAGAAUUUUAAGAAGAUGCUAAGGCAACCAAAUUUGGGGACACUAUCCAUGGUGCUGAUUCUCUGUCUCGGGAUUCCAGAAGUCAUCCUGGCAUGUCCUCACCCAUGUGCCUGCUAUGUUCCCAGUGAAGUUCACUGCACAUUUCGAUCCUUAGCUGCUGUGCCAACAAGAAUUUCUAAACAUGUGGAACGAAUUAAUUUGGGGUUUAACAGCAUACAGGCUAUAGCUGAAAGCUCAUUUGCAGGACUUUCAAAGUUAGAACUGCUCAUGCUUCAUGGCAAUGAUAUCCAAAAUAUACCCAAUGGUGCCUUAAAAGAUCUGUCAUCAUUACAGGUAUUCAAAGUAAGCUAUAACAAACUACAGGUUAUAACUGGCCAAACCCUCCAAGGGCUUUUCAACUUGAUGAGAUUGCACCUGGACCACAACCGAAUUGAAUUCAUCCAUCCAAAUGCUUUUAAUGGAUUAAUUUCCCUCAGACUUCUCCACUUGGAAGGAAACCUACUUCAGCAGCUUCACCCAAACACAUUUUCAACAUUCUUAGUCCUCGAUUACUUCAGGAUGUCAACAAUAAAGCAUCUUUAUUUGUCUGAAAAUGCCAUUAGGACCUUACCUACGGGCAUUUUUGAAAGAAUGCCUCUUCUAGAGAAUAUUUAUCUUCAUGGGAAUCCCUGGUCCUGUGACUGCAGGCUGAAAUGGUUCCUUGAAUGGAGUGAAAAAUCUGCAGGUAUCCUAAAGUGUAAAAAAGAUAAAGCUUAUGAGGAAGGUCAGCUUUGCCCUAAAUGUACCUUCCCUAAACAAUUCCAGAAAGAAGAUAUUCAAAAUGUGAAAGAUGUUUCCUGCACAAAGCCAACCAUACAGUCCCCAUUAAAACAAAGCAUCAGCCUGCAGAAGAAUGAAGAGGAGAAAGAAGAUGACGGCUCUGAGCUACUAAUGGAAGAAUAUCAGUGGUCCCCGUGGAACAUUACUCUGAACAUGACUGAUGAACACAGAAACACAGUGAAUCUCAAAUGUGAAAUUAAAAAACCAACAGAUUCUACCAAAAUUCAGUGGAAUCAGAUCUCUCCCCAUGAAAUUGUGGUCAAUGGUACUAUUUCUCUGGAUCUGGAAUGCCAUAUGAACCGAAAAAACUACGAGAAGUUGUGGAAGCUUAUUGCAUAUUACAGUGAAGUGCCUGUCAAACUUAAAAGGGAACAUGUACUCAGCCGUGAACCUAAAUUGAGCUAUCACUAUAGGCAAGGUUCUGAUUAUGAUGCUCCCUAUUACACAGGUGUCAAAGGCAGAAUCCUUGCUGAGCCUGCCUGGGUCAUGCAGCCAUUGAUACACAUCCAAUUAAACAGACACCGGAGCACAGGAAAAAAGGUGGUUCUCUCUCUUUCUUCCCAGGUUUCUCAAACACUUCAGCCUCAUGAACACAAGCAACAGAGAAGCAGCUGGGUUAUGAUAGAGCAAGACCAGCACACAAGAGCUGCUCAGAGUGUAGUAGAACAUUCAGAUGCUCAGCUAAGCUGUAAUGUCAAAGCAUCAGAAAGUCCUUCCAUCCAGUGGAUUCUGCCAGAUGGGACCAAACUGAAAGCUCCAUUCAGAAUGGAAGGCAGAAGGUUUUCUGUCCUCAGCAGUGGCCAGUUAAUCAUCAGGUCAGUGGCCUAUGCUGAUUCAGGGGUGUAUCACUGUGUUGCUCAGGUGAGAGAUGAUGUAGACACAGUGGCCUACAGAGUUCUUGUGCAACCUGCAGUUAUUCAGCAAGUUGACUCUGAGCUAAGAAAAAUUGAAAAAAAUGUGGGGGAUUCCAUAUUAUUGCCCUGUAGUGCAGUAGCUAUACCAGAUGCUGAUUUAAACUGGAUACUUCCAAGCAGCCAAAUUGUCAAUGAUUUAUCAAACUCUUCCAAUGGAUAUUUGCUAGAAAAUGGCACAUUGUUAAUUCCAUACAGCCAUGUCAGUGACAGCGGUUACUACAGAUGUGUGGCCAUCAACCAACAAGGAUCAGAUGAAAUUGUUGUUAAAGUAACAGUAAAUAAGAUGGUUUCUGACAGGUCCUCUAAAAGGAUAAAAUUUAAAAAGCAACCUGGUUCAAGAACCUUUGUAAAAGCAAGGGGGCAGGUCAUAGGAGAUGAUGAGGGAUCUGGUAUGCCAAGCAAGAAAAUUCAUCUUAAGGACUAUGAACUAUCACUUAAACAAAAGAGUGAUGUCAUUUCUCAUGUUCAGGUAAAAACAAAUAAAAAAGGAAAACUUAAAAUGAAAUUAUGGAAAGGCAUGGAUAGGACUGAAGAGAUCAAUGUUGCUGAGGGUCGAAGAGUAUUUGAAUCCAGGAGGAGAAUUCAUAUGGCAAACAAACAAAUUAAUCCACAGCACUGGGCUAACAUUUUGGCAAAAGUCCGAGGAAAAAAUCUUCCCAGAAUUACAACCACUCCAAUUCCUAUUCUAAGUACCACUGCAGAGAUUCCUUUCACAUAUCGGACAACUAGAAAUCCGCUUCCUGUCUCCAGUGUCCCUCCAAGGAGUACUGUGGAAAUCAAUGGAGAGGAAUCUUCAGCAGAUAUAUCACAUUUGGAUGAAGAAGACUUGUUCUCGGUCACAGUUCCCUCUGUCAUCACCGUGCAGAAUUACGGUCAAGACCAAGUACUUUCUACAGCAAUGCAUGUGGAGCAUGAAUCCUCAAAAAUGGCGGAAGAUCCACCCAAUGUGGAAACCUUUGUAGCACAGGAUAUCCACACCUCUUCUAUACAGACACAGCUUUGGAAUCACAGUGAUUUGAGCACAGGUCAAUCAAAAGUAGCAGAACCAAAAAGGAUAGACAAUUCUGAUGGAGAAAUAAGUAAUAUUUCAAAAAAAGAAUUUGUACCUUACACCCAGAGGACUUUAAUGAUUGCCAGCAACAGGGAGAAAGCCACGCCAUAUCCAUAUUCAGAAAUUUCAGUUAAAGAUCCUGUCCUUGCAAAAAUCCAUAAUACUGAAACUAGCAGACAACAUCCACAACCUAUACCUAUGAGUAACGUAAGUAACGUUGCAACAAUUUUUAUACAUGCUCAGAUCAACAACUCUGCUACCAUUGUUGCAUCUCCCUCUCAAGCAACAGAUUUUGCUCCUAAAGACCAUGACAAUACAGAACGUCUACAAGUAAUUCCUUUUAAUCCACUUAGGAGUUCUAAAAACCUAAUAUUUGCAAGUGUGCAUCUUCAAAAAACAAAAUCCUCUUCUACUAUAGAAAGUACUGUUCAUCCAUUGAAAAAGAAAGAAUGGAUGCUGACAGCUGCUACUACCAACAAGCCAACCAUAGCAGCCACAAAAACAGCAUAUGAAAGGAAAAUGACUACAUCAGAGCCACCGAUCAGUCAGCAUUCACGAAGGAGACCAUAUGGGAGGCGGAGAUUAAGACCAAAUAGGUUCAAAAGACCAAAGCCUAUCCCCCCUACAGCUUUUAAUGUAGAAGAGAUAACUUUUGCUCAAAAAAUAUCUAAACUUGACAAUACUACUCAAACCAUGCAUGGUUUUAUGGCUGGACAUCAGAAGCCUGAGGAUGAAAUACAAAAAGUGAGUUCUUCAUCAUCAAUAGGUAUGACUACUUUACAAAAGUCCACCAAGGCCCAGGACACAAUAGCAGCUUCAGCUGUUCAUCGUCCUACUUUGUUACCUAAGACACCUUUAACCUUUUCUAGUAUCAUGGAGGAACAGAAAAGUCAAAUGGUGAUAUCAACAUAUGAUUCAGUGACUACAUCUCUCCCAAAGCAGUUGUAUUUAUCUCACAGUCCAGAAUAUGCAACAGCUAUAGACAAUAAAUUAAUUAUAGGAUAUAAUGAAGUCACAGAUACACCCACAACAAGCAUUUUAGAAGAAAGGUCAACAUCACCUUCUGGUGUUAGCUCCUCAGUGAUUCCAGAACUUGAAGAAAAAGCUAACUUUGUCUCAUCAGCCACCACAAAAAUUAGUGACUCAAGGGUAGCUCAGUCAAGGUCUAGUACUCUACAGUAUCUGUCUGUUAGCAAAAUGGAACAUCCUGAGACUCUGCCAUCUUUAGAAGAACUGCAAAACUUUUCAGAAUAUCUAAUAAAAACUACAGUUGAACCAUCUUCUCAUCAAGUUGAAAAAGUGACUACAUCUCACCACAGUUCAGUCUCUGAUCGUACUUCCAUACCUACAGAAAUGAACCAAAUUCUUAAUCCUUGGCAAAAUAAAACACAUAUACUACCAACUUCAAGAUAUUCCAAAGGAGUUACAAGUCAGUUCCAUGAUCACGAUGAUCAGACUGCCACAUAUAGAACUGAAAAAAACUAUCCCCCAGUUGUGUCCAUUUCAGUGGUCACUACUCUUCCUCCAUUAACACCUAGCAGUCUUAAUUUAUCAUAUAAUUCUUCUACAAAGAAAAAUCACACAUCUGUUCAACUAACAUACCCAGACAGCAAAAUAUCCAGUGUUGAUAGUAUAAGAGCCAAAUACAGCUCAAGACAGAAUGAACUUUCCACCACUCAACAAAAGCAAGGUGGUGGCAGGUCAUACAGCAGGUUUUCAUUAAAUCCAAAUAUUCCAAAUCAACCAGUUGGAAAAAACCCUAGUUUUUCACUUCCAAAAUAUUUUCAUGUGAGGGGUACUGUGAAACCUCCAUACCUCAUUGCACCAGGAUUAUUUCAUAAUUUUGUAACUCACCAAGUGCCCCUUCAUUAUACCAAUAAACCAGAGAUAACAGCAUAUGCGGCAUAUACCACACAGGACAGAAAAACUUCUUCCACUUUCCCUACCCCCACAUCUGCUCCAUUAUAUAGACCCAAAAUGCCUAUUCCAGGCAGAUCUGACAACCAAGAAGAAAUCAGACACAAUAUUCAUUCCAAAAUUUUUGCCAGCAACUAUCUUCCUGAAACUAGAGAUAAGCCUGGAAGAACAAUCAAUCAUGCUAUACCACAUUUUCACAGUGUUAGAACACCAUUUCUGAUAAACAGAACCAGGGUAUUUCAGCACUUGGGAAUGAACUCUAAACCACUGGUGCCUAAUCUACCAGUGCCAGUAAGCACAACUGAGAACACAUUUCUCUCUCUUACCAGGAAGGUAAUGCACAGCACUUCUUUAAAAGCCACCACUAUCCCAGUGCCUCCUACGUCCUUGGAUCCUCCACCAGCAGCUGGGACAAUCAUUCCUACCUUCACUACUCCAAAAAUUAAAUCUCAAAUGAGUUCAACCCUGCAGCCUUCCAGUGGUAUCUAUUAUAAUAAUCCCAAUUUGUUAUUUGUGCCUAAACUGGAUAGAAUUAAGGUUUUCAGCUCUAGCAUCAUUCAACCUUCUGUGCCUUUAAGACCCCAAGGAGAAAAACCUAAAAUUAUCACUAAAACAUCUAACAGUCUUUCUAUCCUUGCUGAGUCAGAUGCUGUUAUCCCAUGUGAUGCCACAGGAGACCCCAAGCCUUUCUUUUCUUGGACAAAAAUCUCUACAGGAGCAACGAUGACAGCCAAAACAAAGAUGCAACGUUUUGAAGUCUUGAAAAACGGAACAUUCCUUAUUCACGAUGUUCAGCUUCAGGACCGUGGACAGUAUCUGUGCACUGCUGAGAAUCUUCAUGGCAUAGAUAAAAUGAUUGUUCUGUUGACUGUCAUAGCUCAACAGCCCAAAAUGCUGGGUUCCCGCUUUACAGAUGUGACUGUUUAUUUUGGAGAAAAAGUGACUAUGGAUUGCCAAGCCACUGGAAUCCCAAACCCACACAUUUCUUGGAUUUUUCCCAACCGGAAAAUACUUCAAACUGUGAGUACUACAGAAGGAAGGGUGAUGCUGUAUGAGAACCGAACCUUGGUCCUCAAAGACACUAACUUUUCAGACCGGGGGAUAUACAAAUGCAUUGCCAGCAAUGCUGCAGGAGCUGACAGUAUUGCCGUGAGACUUCACAUAGCUGCCUUGCCACCAAUUAUCGAGCAAGAGAAAGAGGAAAACAUUUCCCUCAAUGUGGGGCAAAGUGUUAACAUUCACUGUAGUGCAAAAGCAGCUCCUUCACCUGGCAUCCGUUGGGUACUUUUUGAUGGGACUCAGGUUCGAACCUCCCAGUUUGUCCGUGGUAAUCUGUUUGUUUUUCCAAAUGGAACCCUUUAUAUACGUAAUGUCUUGCCCAAAGACAGUGGGAGCUAUGAAUGCAUUGCAGCAAAUAUGGUUGGAGCAGCCAGGAGAACAGUACAGUUGCAGGUCAAAAAGCAGUCAACAAAUGCCAAGAUCACAGGAAGCUCACCCCAGAGAACAGAUGUAACAUAUGGUAGCAGCCUGCAACUGGACUGCAGUGCAUCUGGGGAUCCCUGGCCAUGGAUACUCUGGAGGCUUCCUUCAAAAAGAAUGGUGGAUUCUCUACAGAGUUUGGACAGCAGAAUCAAGGUACUUGGCAAUGGAACUUUGAUUGUCCACUUGGUCACUGACAAGGAUGCAGGAGACUACUUGUGUGUGGCCCGCAACAAGAUUGGAGAUGAUUAUGUGGUCCUCAAAGUGAAUGUGAUGAUGAAACCUGCCAAAAUUGAACAUAAGAAUGAGAAUAAUCAUAAAGUGAUAUAUGGAGGAGACCUAAAAGUUGACUGUGUUGCCACAGGUCUACCAAACCCUGAGAUCUCCUGGAGUCUUCCAGAUGGAAGUAUGAUCAAUACCUUCAUGCAGUCGGAUGACAGUGGAAGCCGAGCAAAGAGAUAUGUGGUAUUCAACAAUGGGACAUUGUACUUCAAUGAAGUAGGGCUGAGAGAGGAAGGAGACUAUACCUGUUAUGCUGAGAACCAGAUUGGUAAAGAUGAGAUGAAAGUGCGGGUUAAAGUAGUGGCCGAACCUGCCACAAUUAGGAAUAAAACCUAUGUGGUUCUUAACAUCCCAUAUGGUGAUGCAGUAUCUGUAGGUUGUGAAGCAAAAGGGGAGCCUACUCCAAAAGUGAUUUGGCUGUCUCCAAGCAAUAGACUAAUCCCAGUCUUGUCAAAUAAAUAUCAAGUAUACAUAGAUGGGACACUUCUCAUACAAAAGGCCCAAAGAUCUGACAGUGGCAACUAUACAUGUGUAGCCCAGAAUAGUGCUGGAGAAGACCGCAAAGUUGUUGGGAUCCAUGUCAAUGUUCAGCCCCCUAAAAUAAAUGGCCACCCCAGCACCAUCACCUCAGUCAGAGAAAUGGCUCUGAAAGACAGCCGGAAACUUAUGGAUUGUAAGGCAGAAGGCAUCCCAUCUCCUCGUGUCAUGUGGGCUUUCCCAGAAGGAGUCAUCCUCCCUGCCCCCUAUUAUGGCAACAGAAUCACUGUUCAUCGCAAUGGCACACUGGAUAUUCGUGGGGUGAGGCACACCGAUGCUGUGCAGCUGGUGUGUAUUGGCAGAAAUGAAGGGGGAGAGGCCAGGCUAGUUGUGCAGCUUCAGGUUGUGGAUCAUGUGGAAAAACCCACCUUUGGGGAUCCUGUGACUGAAAGGAUUACAGCCACUGCAGGCCACAGCAUCAAUCUAAAUUGCUCGGUCCAUGGGACCCCUCCACCCAGAACUGCCUGGAUCCUUCCCAAUGGUACAGAACUGCUGAAAAGCAGUCAUCUGCAGAGAUUUUACCACAAAAGGGAUGGGAUACUAUACAUCAGCGCUCUGUCUGCAGCAGAUGCUGGGACUUACCGCUGCACUGCCAGAAACCCAGGUGGUUAUGCAGAGAGGGUGGUCUUCCUCAAAGUGGGAGUGAAACCAGAAAUCAGCAACCGUUAUAACAACCUGGUGAGCAUCAUCAAUGGAGAGACUUUGCAGCUUCACUGCAUCACCCAGCCUGGUCAGCCAGCUCGUGUAACCUGGACUCUGCCUAAUGGAAUGGUGUUAGAUGGUCCCCAGGCCAUUGGACGAUUCUCCCUGCUUGAGAAUGGCUCUCUCAUUGUUCGUGAGGCCUCUGUAUUUGAUAGAGGGACUUACCUGUGCAAGGCAGCCACAGAUUAUGGCUCUUCCCUUAUGAAUGUUCCUGUGAUUGUGAUUGCCUACCCACCCCGGAUCACAAGCGAACCAGCACCUGUCAUUUAUGUAAGGCCAGGCAAUACAGUGAAGCUGAACUGUAUGGCCAUUGGAAUCCCUAAAGCAGAAAUAACAUGGGAACUCCCAGAGAAACUGCAUCUGACAACAGGAACUCAGUCCCGUCUAUAUGGAAACAAAUUCCUUCUUCCUCAGGGCUCUUUAGUCAUCCAGCAGGUUACACAAAGGGAUGCGGGCUUCUAUAAAUGCACUGCUAAAAAUAUACUAGGCAGUGAUUCAAAAGCAACCUAUAUACACAUAUUCUAAAAUCCUAGCAAACAUCUUUGAAUAUAAACAGGUAUCUAAAAUCCUUGUCAAGUGAACACUGAUAGGAAUAUAAAGUAGCUGAAUAGAAAUGGUGGAUCACACAGCUUAACAUUAAUAAAAUAACAAAAUGCAAUUGAGGCAGGUAACUUGUUAGG
Candoia aspera is the source of this 8383-nucleotide messenger RNA. RefSeq names its product matrix remodeling associated 5 (gene MXRA5). Gene Ontology annotation, molecular function: protein binding. The coding region runs from base 18 to 8228 and encodes 2736 amino acids. The record is from RefSeq and is a predicted model, not a curated record. Lineage: Eukaryota; Metazoa; Chordata; Lepidosauria; Squamata; Candoiidae. The transcript is spliced from 6 exons.